AUGAGGUUGUCACUACGUAUCGGUGUGGCUGCCGCACUCAUUGUCCUGGGCUUUAUCCUGCUCAAGCGCAAUUUCAAGACCGAGGGCGAUUCACUUAAAGAUCUAUGGCACUUCGACACAGGUUCAUUCCGCGCAAAUUUACAUCCCAAACACAACCAAGAUACCGGCGGUCGGCGCAAAUGGCGCGUAGCAUCGGACAAUAAGCCGGCCCUGGUCUACCAUAACACCGACAUUGUGGUCCCCAAUUCAGGUGCCAUUGUAAUGGCCAAGCGGAAGGAAGAAAACACCGCCUGGGUCUCAGCAGAGCUGUCAGAAUGGCGCAGCAUAAUUUACACCGUGGACGAUGUUAAUGCCCCGAUGCACACCCCAAAGAACAAGGGUCGCGAAUCUCUCCCCUACCUCCAAUACAUCGUCGACCACUACAAUGAACUCCCCGACGUGGUCGUUUUCCUACACAGUCACCGCGACGGCAUGAUCGCCGGUUGGCACAUCGACACGAUGGAAUUCAGCAACGUGGACUCAGUGCGCGCAUUGCGCAAAGAUUUCGUGAAAGAGGCAGGUUUCGUCAGCUUGCGCUGCCAAUUGAGCCCGGGAUGCCCCGUUGCUAUUCAACCGUUCCGUCAACCUCCCAUCCCCGAAAGCCCCGGCGAGGCACAUUACGCGACUGCUUGGAAAGCGCUGUUCCCGAAUGAUCCCGUCCCGCGUGAGGUUGCCGCGCCGUGUUGCUCCCAGUUCGCCGUUUCCCGAGAGCAGGUCCUCAAGCGACCUCUCAGUGAUUACCAGCGCAUGUACGACUGGGUGAUGAACAAUGACCUGGCAGAUGAGGCCACCUCAAAUAUUAUGGAAUACACCUGGCACAUUAUCUUUGGCAAGGAUCCUGUCUUCUGCCCGGAUAUGUACCAAUGCUACGGAGACGUGUACGGCGAGGAAGUUAUCUUCCAGUGA
Messenger RNA from Penicillium bovifimosum, 945 nucleotides. RefSeq names its product DUF3431 domain-containing protein. Bases 1 to 945 code for a protein of 314 amino acids. The record is from RefSeq and is a predicted model, not a curated record. NCBI's taxonomy places the organism in Eukaryota, Fungi, Ascomycota, Eurotiomycetes, Eurotiales, Aspergillaceae. The transcript has 3 exons.